Messenger RNA from Gadus morhua (Atlantic cod), 2926 nucleotides. RefSeq names its product ANTXR cell adhesion molecule 1d (gene antxr1d). Gene Ontology annotation, molecular function: transmembrane signaling receptor activity. The record is from RefSeq and is a predicted model, not a curated record. NCBI's taxonomy places the organism in Eukaryota, Metazoa, Chordata, Actinopteri, Gadiformes, Gadidae. Gene Ontology annotation, cellular component: plasma membrane; cell surface.
UCCUGCCCUGCUCGCUGUUUUCUUCUCCCUCCGAGCGACCCGCGGUCUGCAGGAGAAGACUGGCGGCCAACCGGUUUAGCCCAAGUGUUUCUAACCGACCGAACGCCCGCUUUCCCACGGAAUUUAAACGAUCGUUUUGAAAAACUAAGCCAAAGAGUACUCUCGGUUGAUUCUUUAAGAAACAUGUGAGCGUUAUUGAGUUGUCACAGUGUCGGAACGAGCGUUAGUUCGUGUUGAGCAGGAAAGAUGGCGAGGUGUCGUGUGCUGCUUGCAGCGCUCCUGCUGGGGAUAUUCUGCCUCGAAGCUCCGGUGGAAGGACAGUUGCAAAGAGGGGAGCUGGAGGAGGAAAGAUCGUGUCAGGGUGCCUUCGACCUCUAUUUUGUCCUGGACAAGUCUGGAAGUGUGAAGCACCAAUGGUUGGAGAUCUACUCCUUUGUGGAGCAGCUGGCGGAGAAGUUCAUCAGUCCGAUGCUGCGAAUGUCUUUCAUAGUCUUCUCCACGCGGGGAAACACCAUCAUGAAGCUGACGGAGAACAGAGAGGCCAUCGACAAGGGCCUGAUGGACCUCAGGACUGUGAUCCCCGGGGGGGACACCUACAUGAACCUAGGCCUGGAAAUGGCCAAUCAGCAGAUCCACCGGGGGAACCAAGGCACGGCGAGUGUCAUCAUCGCCCUGACAGACGGAGAGCUCAACGAGUGGCAGUUUGACACGGCCCAGAGAGAGGCGGAGAGGGCCAGGUCUAUGGGUGCCAUCGUGUACUGCGUCGGUGUGAAGGAGUUCAACCAGACGCAGCUGGCUACCAUAGCGGACACAGUGGAGCACGUCUUUCCUGUGUGGGGCGGCUUCCAAGCACUCAGGGGGAUCAUUGACUCGAUUAUAAAGAAGUCCUGCAUCGAGAUCCUAGCAGCCGAGCCGUCCAGCGUGUGCGCCGGAGAGCGUUUCCAGGUGGUAGUGAGAGGCAACGGAUUUCUCCAUGCCAGGAACACGGACCAAGUCCUCUGCAGCUUCAAGCUCAACGACACCCACUCUCUGGAUGAGAAGCCGGUGGGCAUCGAAGACACCUUCCUGCUCUGUCCCGCGCCCGUCAUAGAGGAAGUGGGGAGAAUCAUCUUCCUGCAGGUGAGCAUGAACGAAGGCCUCUCCUACAUCACCAGCUCCGUGCACAUCACCACCACUGAGUGUUUCGACGGCACCAUGGUGUUGGUCUCCCUGCUGGUUCUGUUCCUGCUCCUGGGGGUCAUGCUGAUGUGGUGGCUCUGGCCUCUCUGCUGCACGCUGGUCAUCAAAGAGCCCCCCCCCCCACCCCCGCCGGAGCCAGAAUCAGACGAUGAGGACGGGAUGCCCAAGAAGAAGUGGCCCACGGUGGACGCCUCCUACUACGGGGGCCGCGGAGUCGGGGGCAUCAAGCGCAUGGAGGUGCGGUGGGGGGAGAAGGGCUCCACUGAGGAGGGGGCCAAGCUGGACAAGCCCAAGAACGCCGUGGUCAAGAUGCCCGACCAGGAGUUUGAGCCGUACGAACCCAAAGCACGCAAGCCCCCCCGCCGGCCCCCCCAGCAGAGGACAUGGUACACUCCCAUCAAGGGGAAGCUGGACGCUCUGUGGGCUCUGUUCAGGAGGGGCUACGACCAGGUGUCCCUGAUGAGACCGCAGCCAGGGGACCAGGGCCGCUGCAUACGCUUCCACCGGGUGCAAGGGGAGGAGUCUAUCCCGGCCCCUCCCCCUCCUCUCCACGCCCACUCCGCCCCCCCUCCCCCUCCUGAGCAGCAGCCCCUGGUCUCGUCCUCGGUGCCCCGCGCCAAACCGCCCACCAGGGGCCCGCGCACCACGCCCCCCCCCAGGGCCACGCCCCCCUCCAGGGCCCCCCCGCCCAUGUGCCGGCCGCCCCCGGCCCCCCCCCCCUCCCGCCUGCCCCCGGGGGCCCCGGGCCCGCCCCCUUCGCGACCCCCACCCAGACUCUGAUUCUGUAAUGCGUGGGGGGGGCAGAGAGAGGGAGGGUAUUAUGCGCACUGAGCUUUGUCCCCGAGCUCGUAUGCGCUCAUAAAUACCCCACCCUCAGCGGAGUCUCCCGCUCGGAGAGAGAGAAGGAGGCCUUCUCUGGGGGAGACGGGGGCUCUCGUUGAGGAGCUCAUAGUAGAACUGCAACCUGUAGAAAUAUUAAAAUACCAAAAAAAAAAGACAGGUUGUUUGCACGAGGUUUCAUAGUCGCUGACUAAUGCGGCCAAUCGAUGGUUACAUGUCAUACACACAUAUACAGAAGUGACGGAGGAUGGCAUUAAGAGGUGGAAGUGCAUGUUUGAUAGAAGUGUCUGCUAUCAGUUGGGAGUUGAUGCCGUUGGAAUGUAAUGUUGGUUUUAGAAAAGUAUUUGUUUGUUGGGGAUGAUACAGCUGGGGCUGUAAGAGUAAGUAGCAAAUGGUAAUCAAUCUUUAAGGUUUUUGAUAAGCCUUUACAGGGGGUGUACAGCAUGAGUACAUCGACCACUUAAUCAAAAAGCAAAGAGAAUCAACCACUCAAACUAGGAAAAUGUGUUUUUCAAACAGCUUUGUUCAAAGAAACUAUUUUUUUUUGUUUUUUUUGUAAGUGAAUAUAAAUGCAUCUUGUAACUGCAGGGCAGUUGUACCUAUUUAUUUCAAUACAGGCCCUUGUAUGCACCUGCUCUAGUCAAUGGGGGUUGUAUAAAGUUCUGAGGUCCAAUAGGUAAGACAGGAGGAUUCUAUCAUUCCAUCACUUUACAGCCGUCUGUCUCCUAAAGUGAGAUACUGCAUACUAGCUCUCCUUAAUUGCAUUUACUAAUGACUGAAAUGAUGACGCAUCGUUUCUGUAUUAACACGCAUUUUUGUCUUUAAUUAAAAAUGUAUUUUAUAUUGCGAAAGUGAUUAUUUCAAGUAGACUGCAAAACCAAUAAAAUUUUGAAAUAUAUGGAUUCAG